Messenger RNA from Grosmannia clavigera kw1407, 513 nucleotides. RefSeq names its product translationally controlled tumor protein. The record is from RefSeq and is a predicted model, not a curated record. Lineage: Eukaryota; Fungi; Ascomycota; Sordariomycetes; Ophiostomatales; Ophiostomataceae. The transcript is spliced from 4 exons. Gene Ontology annotation, molecular function: calcium ion binding. Gene Ontology annotation, cellular component: cytoplasm. Bases 1 to 513 code for a protein of 170 amino acids.
AUGAUCAUCUACAAGGACAUUCUUAGCGAUGACGAGAUUAUCUCGGACUCGUUCGACCUCAAGGAGGUUGACGACAUUGUCUUCGAGGCUGACUGCGCCAUGAUCACCGAGGGUGCUGUCGAUGUUGACAUUGGCGCCAAUGCGUCUGCCGAGGAGGCUGACGAGGGCACCGAGGACUCGGCUGUGCGGGUCAACAACAUUGUGCACUCGUUCCGGCUGCAGUCGACGUCGUUUGACAAGAAGUCGUACCUCAGCUACCUCAAGGGCUACCUGAAGUCGGUCAAGAGCAAGAUGCAGGAGACGGGCAAGUCGGAGGAGGAGAUCAAGGCGUUUGAGACUGGUGCGCAGAAGUUCGUCAAGAACACGCUGCUGCCCAACUUCAAGGACUUUGAGUUCUACACCGGCGAGUCGAUGAACCCGGACGCAAUGGUUGUUCUGCUGAACUACCGCGAGGACGGCACGACGCCCUACAUCAUUGCCUGGAAGCACGGUCUGACCGGCAUGAAGGUGUAA